AUGGAUUCCAGAGGGUCCCGGCUCCUGGACCCAUCGUCUGCUAUGGCAGCGAUUACCAGACAUAAAGCGGAAGCAAUCAAGCUAGCUCGAGAGCAAGGAACAGCUGUGAAAGAGAUGUGUCGUCGUGCCAAGACGGACGUGCCACCAUAUGAGUUUGAAGAAUUGAUUGGCAAAGGUGCCUAUGGACGAGUUUACAAAGGCCGGGAAAUGCCCUCCGGUCGGCUUGUUGCUAUCAAGGUUCUCGACAUUGAUUCACUUGACUACAAGUCCUUACGUGAUUUCAGGGAUGAGUCUAUCAAGGAUUUCAUUCAUGAAACUAAGGUGAUGAAACAAGUAAAGGACUCGGGAGCAAAGAAUAUCAACGAGCUCAUUGAAGCCAUUUCCAUCCACUCCCAACUGUGGUUGGUCUGUGAAUAUUGCCCGGGUGGAAGUGUACGAACAUUGAUGAGAGCGACGAAGGAUAGACUUGAUGAGAAGUACAUCAUUCCUAUUGCGCGCGAGCUUGCGGUCGGCUUGCACGCCAUUCACGAAGCUGGUAUCAUUCAUCGUGAUGUCAAAGCUGCGAAUAUUCUCAUUCAUGAGGAAGGUCGGCUUGAGAUUUGCGACUUUGGUGUGGCGGGUGUUCUCCAGUCACAGCGCGAUAAGAGAUCGACAUGGAUUGGAACACCGCAUUGGAUGCCACCUGAGAUGUUUGCAACUCGUGGAGAAGCCCACAAAUAUGGUAGUGAGAUUGAUGUGUGGGCAUAUGGCUGUACACUGUUCGAGUUCGCUACGGGUAACCCACCUAACUCGGGGCUUCGUGAGCGCAUGCAAAUUGGACGGCAGCUCAACCGAAACACUCCUAAGCUUGAUAGCGAGGACUACAGUGAGGGUCUGAAAGACCUCAUUGCAUUCGCAUUGGACUCCAACCCCGCCACUCGUCCGACGAUGGCCGAAAUUUUGGCUCAUCCUUACAUUGCUGAUACUGAGGAAGAAUACCCCACUUCAUCGGUUAGCGAGCUUGUGAGGAACUAUUACCAGUGGUCACAACGAGGUGGUCAGCGAAUUUCACUGUUUCACCCAGGUGGUGCUGCCGCCGCUGAGCUUCCUGGCACCGAAGAAUCUGAUGACGAUUGGAGCUUCAGCACCACAGAUGGCUUUGAGCGACGGUUCUCCGUUAUUGACCUCGACCAAAUAGCAGCAUCCCUGGCUGAGAUGGAAGAAACAAUCAGCCCAACCACUCCGCUUCCGGACCAUGACUCUAAUGAAGAUAUCUCCGACACCGAUAUGAACCCCGAGCAGAAAGCCAAUUUCGAUGAGCGGGUGCGACGCGGUGCAGCUGCAAUGGAAGGUCUUUUCGAUGAGGAUAAGCCGAGUUACAAGUAUGAGACAAAAAAUGACUUUGUUCCGAUCCAGCCCCCUCAGCCAGUAUCAGAUCUACCUUUACGCACGGAGACCGACCGGUCCUCCGUCACAUCAACAUUCAUAGACAUCGAUAUCGGGUCAUUCGAUUCAUCACACUACGCAGCUGGUGCACCAUCUGCACAGCCGUUCCAGUUGGCCAACGCAGAUACUAUUCGUGCAAAUCGAUCAAGUCUCCGAAUCCACCGCAACUCAAAUGAAAAUAGUUCACAGUCUUCCGGCAGCGACGUGGAAGCUGGUGACUCUCAAGAUGAGAGCUUCCACCCCCCUUCCGGUCCACGGCCACCUACUAUGGAUUGGAAGUUCCCUGGAUUUAUGCAGCCAGAAGAAGAGGCCGCGAAAGAAGCACCGAAGGAAGUACCAGCACCGGAUCCUAUCGAGGAAAGAUCUUUCCAAGCCGAGAAGCGGGCCACGAUGGAGUGGACAUUCCCUGUCAUGUCAAGUCAGCCGGAUGAAACCAGUGUCAAUGACGAACCUGAGCGGCAUGAUACCCUUCGAGCGCCUACCGUUCCUCCCCAGCAACAGCCAGCCGAGGAAUCAGUUAUCUCUCGCCCGUCCACCUCGGCUUCUCAUGCUUCGACCAUGUCAGAUUCUGAUUAUGACCCCUUCCGUUUUGAUCGUCCGUCUACUCCUCCGGGCAUUUCACCACAGCCUGUCAGCUCGUUCAACUCUGAAUUCCCCACGCUAAUCGAAUCAACGGAUGAUGAUUCGGAAUCGGGCGGGUUGCUUGAUGGACCUGGCCCUGACGAAGAGGAGGACCAUCCUUUGUGGAGCAAGCACAACGAUGUAAUAUCUGAAGAUGAUGUGUCCCCUUUACCUACGGCUAUUCCCUUUCAUGGAAGCCCCGGAGGCACUGCACCCUCGAUCUCUGAACCAGGCUCCCCUAUCUAUGAGGAGCCUUUGCAGACUGCUCGACGUGAUGUGAUGUCAGAAGCUACUACACUACGAGAGUCUGAACACGGUGUCAUCUCAUUUCCGGCCGUUCAUGCACCAAAAUUUGAGAGCUUGAUGGACGGAGUUGAUGAUGCGAUUAUCACGGAGGAGCUGGACCGUUUAUUGGGUGACUUCCUAGGUGCCUUGUCUGCAACUGGAGAGGCACUUUCAAGAGCCAUUCCUUACAAUCACCGCACAGAUGAUGCUGCUCAUGUUUUUGAAAAGGCACAAUAG
Messenger RNA from Penicillium daleae, 2568 nucleotides. Its product is annotated as putative serine/threonine protein kinase. The coding region runs from base 1 to 2568 and encodes 855 amino acids. The transcript has 4 exons. Gene Ontology annotation, molecular function: protein kinase activity; ATP binding. Lineage: Eukaryota; Fungi; Ascomycota; Eurotiomycetes; Eurotiales; Aspergillaceae. Gene Ontology annotation, biological process: protein phosphorylation. The record is from RefSeq and is a predicted model, not a curated record.